Messenger RNA from Umbelopsis ramanniana AG, 2552 nucleotides. RefSeq lists its product as uncharacterized. Gene Ontology annotation, molecular function: protein tyrosine phosphatase activity. Bases 95 to 2314 code for a protein of 739 amino acids. The record is from RefSeq and is a predicted model, not a curated record. Gene Ontology annotation, biological process: protein dephosphorylation. The transcript has 5 exons. NCBI's taxonomy places the organism in Eukaryota, Fungi, Mucoromycota, Umbelopsidomycetes, Umbelopsidales, Umbelopsidaceae.
AAAGUCUUGAGUUUCGGUUUUUGCUCUCUGCUAUUGCUUUGACUUCUCUCUUUUAUCAACGAUAUACUUUGAACAAAGAACCCCUCCAUCUCCAAUGAACGUCGUGUUCAACUCACCGUCUCAUUCCCAAGGAGAAUCGUACUUUUCGCCUUCUGGCGCAACUCCUUCCUUUGAAACGAACGACCCUUCUCAAACUCCUUACUUUACUGCUCCAUUAUCACCAAUGCUGAAUACCGAAUUCUUUCAGGCUGUGCAAGCGCGUCAAGCCAGUACUCCUCCAUUCUCCUCCAAUUCUGACGGUUCGCAACAAUUUUCUCCAAACACUGUUCAAACCUUCAAGGAUGCAGCUCCUGUGAACCUCAAUUUAGGUUCAUCUAUUUUAUCGCGUAGAGAGCAAAAUAAGCCCAACUCUUUAGAAAAGCAUGUGGAGUUUAAGUCUAUUACUUCAGAUGAUCUGUAUAAUCUGCUACCUACCGAAGCAUCCCCCGACAACGCCAACAACUUGCUUCUUCUCGACGUUCAAUCGUUUGUACAGUAUUCGCGCUCCCACAUCCGAACAGCUGUAGGAGUAUCUGUACCAAGUACAAUUUUACGACGACCUACCUUUACAUUGGAAAAGUUAUCCGAAGCCAUUGUCAAAGAUGAAUCGAAAGUCAAGCUUAAAAAUUGGCAGAGUGCUGAUACCAUUGUUAUGUAUGACCAAAACUCAUACCAUGUUCAGGAAGCUAGUACCAUGCACUAUCUUUUCCAAAAGUUUCAAAAGCAAGGUUUCAAAGGACAGCUUUUUUACUUAUACGGUGGUAUGGACGCUUUUUUGAACGCUCACUCCAGUGCUUGUGUUGUCAACAAUUUCAACUCGCAAAACAGAGCCAAUACGUCAUCGUUGCCUAUGAAUGCAGGACGACAGAUGUACUUACAUUUGCCCCAAACACCCAGUCUUCACGAAGUUUCUCGCAAGGAACCAAAAGGAUCACGAAGAAUGCACUUGCAUUUAGAUGGCCCAUUAACCGCUCCUAUGCCAAAGUUUGAAAACCAAGCUUUCAAUCCUUUCUUUUCCAACAUUCGACAAAACCUCGAGCUUUCACAUGGAGGCAUCAAGGAGCGAUUUCCUGUUCGCCUUCCCGCUUCCUACAACAUUGAUACCAAUACUGGUAAUGUCGAAGGCGCUAUUCAUCCCAUGAAACACUGCAUUGGAACCGAUGCCGGUUCUACGGUACCCGCUUGGCUCAGGAAAGCAUUACUUCCCGACAAUGUAGGUCCUACCUACCUCGCGGAAUCAUAUGAAAAAAUAGAAAGAUUUGAACAGCAGCGCCUACAAAAUAUCAUGCAUCAUCACUCUGAUCGUUCCCAGGGAGACCUAAAGGAACAUCCAUGGAGUAUUGUCGCUGGUAUUGAAAUGGGCUCCUUGAAUCGAUACACCAAUGUCUGGCCUUUCGAAUAUACAAGGGUUAAACUCAGCGAUCAUAAACCUGAAUCUACCGAUUACAUCAAUGCAAGUCAUAUUCAAUAUAUAGAUGUCAGCCCAGCAUCACUCCCCUCUGGAUCCGGUUCGCGCAUACCACAGGUAGACAAUCUUGCUACUCAAAAUGAGUCUACCAUGUCAUCCAGAACGUAUCGACGAUAUAUCUCCACGCAAGGCCCACUUCCAACUACUUUUGAUGACUUCUACAAUGUUAUCUGGGAACAGAACAGUUAUGUGAUAGUGAUGUUGACGAAAGAAGAAGAAAUGAACAGAAUCAAAUGCCAUAGGUACUGGCCAUCCUCCGUGAACGAAUCACAAUGCCACGGAAAAAUGACCGUCACUUUGGUUUCUGAAGUAUCACAGCCUGUACCUGAUCGUAAUGGUCAACCCAAUAGCAACCCCGAUGAAGUUAUUGUCGUAAGAAAGCUAGCUUUGGAAAAGCAAGGCAGCAAUGACCGACGAAUCAUCUCUCAAAUCCAGUAUAUGGGAUGGAUGGACUUUGGAGUUCCUGAAGAUCCUCUCGGCACCCUAAGGGUGAUAGAAAUGGCUGGCAAAACUCAAACCUCUUACGAACAGCAAGCCACUCAAAACAGCGAACCGCUUGUCGGCCCAAUGAUUGUUCAUUGUUCAGCUGGCUGUGGACGCACUGGUGCGUUUUGUACCAUAGAUACCCUAAUGACCCGUCUCACGAUGGACGACGACAGCAUGUCUCAAGAAGAACGCCUUGGCCAAUUGGAUAUACUACGUGCCACGGUUGAAAAGUUCAGAGAACAGCGUGUCAGCAUGGUCCAAACCCUUAGACAGUUUGCUUUCUGCUAUGAAGCCAUUUUAUGGUGGAUUCUAAACUUCUAAGAUACCUUUGUCAACUUUUGCUCCGUCUUUCGCCAAACUACCAUCUUGUAAUUUUAAUCUUGUUUUCUUUUAUAUACUUCUUGUUUUUUCCUUGAUUGUCUACAGUAAAUACACACUUGUUUUUCUUUUUGUUACGAGCUCUGAAUUCAUAAUGUGACAUUAAAAAUUAAACCCUCCUAUAUAUACCUAUGCGAGUCUCACUGUGGACUGCAAAUGGCCUCCAGAAGCAAUCGAAAAA